AUGAGGUGGGCUACGAUCACGGCCACGGCGACGUUAUGCCUCACGGGCGCACUAGCUAGCGUCGGCAAGAUUGACGGGGGCCUGCAUGUCCGAUUCGCCUCCGAUUCCAAGGCUGCCCUUUUCGGUCGUCAAGCGGUCGAUAAUCUCUGCGGUCCCGAUAACGACAACGCCAAAUGCUCAGGCCAGAGGUGUUGCUCCAUGUAUGGAUAUUGCGGUGAGGGUCGUGAAUACUGUAACCGCUUCAGCUGUCAGCCCGACUUUGGCUGGUGCGAAGGUCAACCCAUCCCCCCACCAGAACCCACAACCACGGCCGAACCUACGAGCUCUGCGGAGCCCACGUCCGCCACAUCGGUCGAAUCAUCCGAACCUCCUGCUUAUUCUACAUCGGCCUCUGCGCCCCCCGCCUCUUCUUCUGCACUGCCUUCUUCCUCCUCUGCGCCUUCCGCCUCCUCUACGUCAGCCCCUGAGCCUUCUGCAUCCUCCACUUCAGCUGCGGCUUCCUCUACCUCGGCUUCGGAGCCUCCUGCUUCCACAACAGAAGCCACCGCCGAACCCACGACAUCUGAAACCGAGGGCACACCCACAGGAAGCUCACCAGCUACUGGCGAAACCGGCGUCCCCGAGCUCACAAUCUCCGAGUCGGGAAUGUGCGGCAACGCCACCACCUGCGCAGGCUCUACCUUUGGCAACUGCUGCUCAGAGUUCUACUUUUGCGGUUCCGGGGAAGCAUACUGCGGCCAGGGAUGCCGAGAGGGCUUCGGCAACUGCGAGCAAGAGGCGCCUGGGACACCGGAGACUCCUACAUUGGAGAUCUCUACCAACGGUAUGUGUGGCAACGGGACGACGUGCGCUGGGUCCACGUUUGGUGGAUGUUGCUCGUUUUAUUGGUUUUGCGGUUCUGGUGCCGAUUAUUGUACGGGCGCUUGCCGCUCGGAGUUUGGCGAGUGCCAGGGCGCUGCAUGA
Messenger RNA from Scedosporium apiospermum, 963 nucleotides. RefSeq lists its product as uncharacterized. NCBI's taxonomy places the organism in Eukaryota, Fungi, Ascomycota, Sordariomycetes, Microascales, Microascaceae. The transcript is spliced from 2 exons. Bases 1 to 963 code for a protein of 320 amino acids. The record is from RefSeq and is a predicted model, not a curated record. Gene Ontology annotation, molecular function: chitin binding.